This is a messenger RNA of Dipodomys ordii (Ord's kangaroo rat), 4404 nucleotides long. RefSeq names its product macrophage stimulating 1 receptor (gene Mst1r). Gene Ontology annotation, cellular component: signaling receptor complex; membrane. The record is from RefSeq and is a predicted model, not a curated record. Gene Ontology annotation, molecular function: ATP binding; protein binding; transmembrane receptor protein tyrosine kinase activity. The coding region runs from base 1 to 4101 and encodes 1366 amino acids. Lineage: Eukaryota; Metazoa; Chordata; Mammalia; Rodentia; Heteromyidae. The transcript is spliced from 20 exons. Gene Ontology annotation, biological process: nervous system development; protein phosphorylation; phagocytosis.
AUGCCCUAUUCGGCCUCUCGAAACUUUGAAGUGAAAUAUGUGAUUCCCAGUUUCUCUUUGGGUGGCCCGGUACAGGCCAUGGUGACGUAUGAGGAUGAAGAGAUUGGGAGUGCCUUAUUUAUCGCCACACGCAAUCGACUACAUGUGCUUGGAGCUGAUCUGCAGUCUAUCCAGAGCCUGGCCACUGGCCCUGUUGGGGACCCUGGCUGCCAGACCUGUACAUCCUGUGGUCCAGUUACCCCAGGCCCACUGGGGGACACAGACACGCUGGUCCUGGUGAUGGAUCCUGGGCUUCCGGCGCUGAUCAGUUGUGGAUCGAGCCUUCAAGGCCGCUGCUUCUUGUAUGAACUGGAGCCCCAAGGAACAGCCUUGCACCUGUCCACACCAGCCUGCCUCUUCUCACCUGAACACAACAGGCCUGAGGAUUGCCCUGAUUGUGUGGCUAGCCCAUUGGGCACCAAAGUGACCCUGGUUGAGCAGGGCCAAGCCUCUUACUUAUAUGUGGCAUCUUCACUGGACCCAGUGGUGGCUGCCAGCUUUAGUCCACGCUCUGUGUCCAUCCGACGGCUCAAGGCGGAUGCCUCCGGAUUUCAACCAGGCUUUCCUGCCCUGUCGGUGCUGCCCAAGCACCUGGCCUCUUACCCAAUCAAAUAUGUGCACAGCUUCCACGCUGGAGACUACGUCUACUUCCUGACUGUGCAACCUAUCAGCGUGACAAGCACUCCUGGUGCCCUGCAAACACGCCUGGCACAACUUAACGCCGUGGAGCCGGAGCUCAGUGACUACCGAGAGCUGGUUCUCGACUGCCAUUUUGCACCUAAAAGGCGCCGUAGGACCUCCCAGGGCACACAGUCUUACCCAGUGCUUCAGGCUGCCCACUCAGCUCCAGUGGGUGCCCAGCUUGCUGCUGAACUGAGCAUCUCAGAGGGCCAUGAAGUGCUAUUCGGGGUCUUCGUAGCUGGCAAGGAUGGGGGUCCUACCACAGGCCCCAAAUCUGUUGUCUGUGCCUUUCCUAUUCAUUUGCUAGACUUCAUGAUCAAAACUGGGGCUGAGCGCUGUUGUGAGUCUUCAGGUGAUUCUAGUUUCCCCCGAGGCCUUGACUUCUUCCAGACAUCCAGUUUUUGCCCCAAUCUGCCUAUCUCAGAGGUUCCCAGCUCCAGCAAGAGCUGCUACCAUUUUCCUCUAUUGGUCAGCAACAGCCUCACACGCGUGGACUUAUUCAAUGGGCUAUUAGGACAGAUGCACAUCACCGCACUGCAUGUGACACGUCUUGGCAACAUCACCGUGGCCCACAUGGGCACCACGGAUGGGCGUAUCCUGCAGGUGGAGCUAGCCCGGUCACUCAACUACUUGCUGUAUGUGUCCAACUUCUCACUGGGCAAUAGUGGCCAUCCCAUUCAACGAGAUGUCAGUCGCCUUGGAGACUAUCUAUUCUUCGCCUCUGGGGACCAGGUCUUCAAGGUACCUAUCCGGGGUCCGGGAUGCCACCAUUUUCUCACCUGCUGGCGUUGCCUACGUGCGCAGCGUUUCAUGGGCUGUGGUUGGUGCGGGGACAUGUGUGGCCGGCAGAAGGAGUGUCCUGACUCAUGGCAACAGGACCACUGUCCACCCGAGAUUACUGAGUUCCACCCCCACAGUGGGCCUUUAAGAGGAACCACAAGGCUUACCUUGUGUGGCUCCAACUUCUACCUGCAUCCUACUGGGCUGGUACCUGAGGGAACUCAUCAGAUUACUGUGGGCCAAAGCCCUUGCCGGCUUCUACCUCAGGACACCUCAAACCUCAGCCCUGUACCCCGCAAAGACUUUAUAGAGGAACUUGAGUGUGAGCUGGAACCCUUGGGCACCCAGGCAGCGGGGACCACCAACGUCAGCCUCCUCGUGACCAACAUGCCACCAGGAAGGCACUACCGGGUAGACGGCACCUCCAUAAUGGGAGGUUUCUCUUUUAUGGAGCCAGUGCUGAGGAAAGUGCACCCCAUCUUUGGCCCACGGGCAGGAGGUACCUGUCUUACCCUUGAAGGUCAGAAUUUGUCCGUAGGUACCAGCUGGGCUGUGCUGAUCAAUGGAACUGAGUGCCAGCUAGAAAGGGUCAGCGAGGGGCAGAUUUUAUGUGCCACACCCCCUGGGGCUGCCACGGCCAAGGUCCCCCUUCACCUACAGGUAGGGGGUGCAGAGGUGUCUGGCUCCUGGACCUUCUACUAUAAGGAAGACCCUAUCGUGCUGGCAAUCAGUCCCAAUUGCGGCUAUUCCGGCUCCCAUGUCACCAUCCGUGGCCAGCAUUUGAGCUCAGCAUGGCGCCUAGUGCUGUCAUUCCAUGAUGGACAAAGAGCUGUGGAGAACUGGUGUGCAUCUGAAGGGCAUCUGGAGCAGAUCCAGUGCCGCCUGCCCGAAUACGUGGUCCGAAGCCCUCAGGGAUGGGUGACAGGAAAUCUGAGUGUCUGGGGAGACGGAGCUACUGGCUUCACCUUGCCCAGCUUUCGCUUCCUAGCCCCUCCGACUCUACCCAGCGCUGAACUAGCCCCAUUGAAGCCUGAGGAGUAUGCUGUGAAGUUUGAGUAUAUUGGGCUGGGCGCUGUGGCUGACUGUGUUCGUGUGAACGUGACUGUGGGUGGUGAGACCUGCCAGCACCAGCUCCGAGGGGAUGUGGUGGUUUGUCCACUACCACCCUCCCUGAAACUUGGCAAGGACGGGGUUCCAUUGCAGGUCUGUGUGGAUGACGAGUGUCGCGUUUUGGGCAGAGUGGUUCGGCCAGGCCCAAGCCCAAUGAGAACACUCCUUAUUGUCCUGCUGCUCUUGGUCUUCCUCCUGGCUGUACUGGCCGGGGCACUGAUUUUCAACCACCGAUGGCGGAGGAAGCAGCUAGUUCUUUCUUCCAACCUCGAUGAUUUGGCAUCUCUGGACCAGACAGCUGGAGCUAUGCUCCUGCCAAUGCUCCAUUCGAGCUCAGAUGACCCAGGUGGCCUUGUACUCUCUGCCGUUGGUGGGCAAGACUCCAGUACCCCGGCCCAUGGAGAAUCAUCAGAUAAUAGGGAUGGAUCCUGUGUCCCACUGUUUCGGACCGAGUCCAUCAAGCUCAAGGACCUAGACACAGCACUCCUCGCCGAGGUCAAGGAUGUACUGAUUCCCUAUGAGCGGGUAGUCACCCACAGUGAACGAGUCAUUGGCAAAGGCCACUUUGGAGUUGUCUACCACGGAGAAUACACAGAUGAGGCUCAGAAUCAAAUCCACUGUGCCGUCAAGUCAUUGAAUCGUAUCACAGAGGUACAGGAGGUGGAGGCCUUUCUUCAGGAGGGGCUGCUCAUGCGUGGCCUGCACCACCCCAAUGUUCUGGCUCUCAUUGGUAUUGUGCUGCCACCUGAGGGGCUACCUCAGGUGCUGCUACCCUAUAUGCGCCAUGGAGAUCUACUCCGGUUCAUUCGUUCACCUCAGCGGAACCCCACUGUGAAGGACCUCGUCAGCUUUGGCUUGCAGGUAGCCCGUGGCAUGGAGUACUUAGCAGACCAGAAAUUUGUCCACAGGGACCUAGCUGCUAGGAACUGCAUGCUGGAUGAGUCAUUUGUAGUCAAGGUAGCUGACUUCGGUCUGGCCCGUGACAUCCUAGACAAGGAAUACUACAGUGUUCGACAACAACGACACGUGCGUCUGCCUGUCAAGUGGAUGGCCCUAGAGAGCCUUCAGACCUACAGAUUCACCACCAAAUCUGAUGUGUGGUCCUUUGGUGUGUUGCUGUGGGAACUGCUGACACGGGGUGCUCCGCCGUAUCCCCAUAUUGAUCCUUUUGACCUCAUCCACUUCCUGGCCAAGGGUCGCCGUCUGCCUCAGCCUGAAUAUUGUCCCAAUUUUCUGUACCAAGUGAUGCAGCAGUGCUGGGAAGCAGACCCUGCAGCACGACCUACCUUCAGAGCACUAGUGGUGGAAAUGGAGCAGGUAGUGGCUUCACUGCUAGGGGACCACUAUGUACAGCUGUCGGCGGCCUACGUGAACCUAGGCCCCAGCACCUUGGAUGAAAUGAAUGUGGUUUCGAAACAGCCUCAGUCCUCACCAAUACACAAGAGCACAUCUAGGCCUCGGCCUCUCUCAGAGCCACCUCUGCCUACUUGACCUAAAGCCUAGGCAGGCCCUUGGGGGGCUGGACUUGCUGAGUAUCCUUGAGCUAACUCCAAGCUACCUCUGGAUCAUUCCCGGCCUGAGAGCAUUGGAUCUCCAUCUUGUCUCUGCCCUUUAAUCUUCAGAGGUCAUAGGAGGAGAAUAGAGGACAUUAACUCUCUUACUCCCCAGAAUGAGCCAGGGAGGAUGAUCCUUCUGUAGCAUAUAUUUAUGAAAUGCCUGCUGUGGACCCUGACUGCUGGACAUAGAUAAUUCAGCAGUGACCACAGAGACACUACCCCUUGAAUCAAUUUUUUA